AUGUUCGAGAAGAGGACGUGGUUCUUGAUUCGAACUCGCUCAUUCACGUCCACGGUAGCGUUUGAUAUGGUAUCUGGAAGAUCCAUAAAUCUUGGAUACUGCCAUCCCAGGCAUCCGUCGUGGAGAUUUGGGGAACACCUAUGCUCGAAAAAAAAGAGCGGCCCGCACAGUAUCAACAAAGACGAGCAUAAGGCAUGCUGGGUGUACCGCCGAAAAAUGUGGCAGGUUUAUUGCCUCGCGUUAGCUUCAGCCAAGUCAUCCACCACCACCACAAACCACCACCGCCGCCAACCACCACCACCAGCCAUCCGUUGCACCACCAACUUCUAUCCGCAGUGGACCGGCAGCUCUCCACUCUCGCAUCCUACAUAG
This is a messenger RNA of Histoplasma capsulatum G186AR, 372 nucleotides long. RefSeq lists its product as uncharacterized. Lineage: Eukaryota; Fungi; Ascomycota; Eurotiomycetes; Onygenales; Ajellomycetaceae. The transcript has 3 exons. The record is from RefSeq and is a predicted model, not a curated record. Bases 1 to 372 code for a protein of 123 amino acids.